This is a messenger RNA of Dictyostelium purpureum, 828 nucleotides long. RefSeq lists its product as uncharacterized. Lineage: Eukaryota; Evosea; Eumycetozoa; Dictyosteliales; Dictyosteliaceae. Bases 1 to 828 code for a protein of 275 amino acids. The transcript is spliced from 3 exons. The record is from RefSeq and is a predicted model, not a curated record.
AUGGAUGAUAUAAAUAAUAAUAAUAAUAAUAAUAAUAAUAAUAAUAAUAAUAAUAAUAAUAAUAAUAAUAAUAAUAAAGAUAGUAAUGAUAGAUUGUUUUUUUUGGUAUUUCGUAAUAAAUAUUUAAGAUCAAAUAUCAGCUACCAUUUAAAUCUAUUCAAAGAAAAUAGUGGUGUUAUAUUAGUAAAAUCAAUUUACGAAUUUGUUAAAUACCACCCAUACAGGGAAUAUGUUGACGACCUAAAGUAUUUCUCGAAUCAGCCUUUGGAGUCUAUGGGUGAUAUAAGUAGUAUAAGAUAUUUGGAUUUGUUUAUUUAUACAAGACCUAUUUUUAAAGAUACUUUACCAAUUGAUAUCAAACCAAACGUUUUACCUCCAUUACUUCAAGCUUUUACUGUUUUCGGACCAUUUAAUAAAGAGUUGAUUGAAGGGGUAUUACCACCUUCUUUGGAGUCAUUAAGGUUGUUGCAAUUUAACCAACCCAUAUCACCACAUCAAAUACCAGAGUCGUUGACAUAUCUAAAUAUUCCAGAGUUUAACCAUAGUCUAAAUCAAGGUGAUCUGCCAUCAGGAAUACAACAAAUUUGGUUCAAUAGAUUUGAUCAAUCAAUUAUUGCAGGGUCUCUACCUUCCAGCCUCACACUUCUUUCAUUAGGUAAUAGAUUUAAUAAACUAUUAUUCCCAAACUCUCUUCCCACCAUAUCUACACUAAAAAUUGGAGAAUCUUUUAACCAACCAAUAGAGCCCGGUCAAAUACCAGAGUCAGUAACUUCAAUUGAUUUAGGACAAUCAUUUCUACAAAUGAUUACCAAAAAUGAUGGAUUAUAG